Molecule: messenger RNA, 2755 nt
Organism: Hordeum vulgare subsp. vulgare (domesticated barley)
Lineage: Eukaryota; Viridiplantae; Streptophyta; Magnoliopsida; Poales; Poaceae
Product: BTB/POZ domain-containing protein At5g66560-like
Exons: 4
Coding region: 387-2339 (650 amino acids)
Source: RefSeq, a predicted model, not a curated record
AUCUGACCCCCAUGCCGGUCCAAAUGUCAUGGUCAUGGUGCCAUGGUGGAGUGGUUAGUUAGCUCACACGCCUCAUCCAUUGAUCCAUCCAUACGAACAAGUGUAAUACUAGUAGGAAUUUAUAUUACUCUAAACUACUCCAUCCAUGUCACCGGCCAUAGCUUUCCAUCCAUGUCACCGGCAAUAACUCCCUGCCUGACACUGUCACCGGAAGUGGGAUGCUGAGGCCGCCUUCCUAAAUACGCCUACCCACCCUCGACCUCAAUUAUACGGGGAGGAGGAGGCCCGGGCCGAGAGGGUAUGUAAAUGCCGUCGUCGUCGUCGUCUUCGGAAUCACAGCUCAACGAGACAGGGACGAGCAGCAGCGGCAGCUGGGGCGGCCUGCCAUGUCGUCUUCGUCCGCGGCGCGGCACGGCCCGUCCAGCGGCGGCGAGGCGUGGUUCUGCACCACCGGGCUGCCCAGCGACGUUGUGUUCGAGGUGCAGGACAUGAGCUUCCAUCUCCACAAGUUCCCGGUCAUGUCCAAGAGCCGCAAGAUCAGCCGCAUGCUUGCCGAGCAGGACGAGCAGCGUCCGCCGGUUCAGCGGCCGCGGCGGCAACGACGUGGGAGCUCCGGAGGCAAUGCCGAGGAGCAUGUUGCGGCGGAAACAGAGAUUGAGGAAGCAGAGGAGGAAGAGGAGGAGGACCAGCGGCAGGAUGUUAGGAUGGAAGACGGCAAGUCGUACCGCAUUGCCUUCCCGGACUUCCCCGGCGGGCCGGGCACCUUCGAGGCGGCCGCCAAGUUCUGCUACGGCGUCCGCGUCGAGCUCACGCCCUGGAACGUCGCGCCGCUGCGGUGCGCGGCGGAGUACCUGGAGAUGACGGAGGAGCACGCCGAGGACAACCUGGCCGCGCGCGCCGAGGCCUACCUUUCGCGGUCCGUGCUCCGCCACCCCGGCGAGGCCACCAAGGCGCUCAAGUCCUGCGAGGAGCUGCUGCCGCACGCCGAGGAGCUCGGCAUUGUCGCCCGCUGCGUGGAGGCCAUCGCCGCGCGCUCGUCGGGGACAUCGCGCUCCUGGUUCGGCGACCUGGCCGUGCUCGGCCUGCACAUGUACAAGCGGGUGAUGGCGGCCAUGGCCGCGCGCGAGGACGUGAGGACGGAGGCUUUGGAAGGCUGCCUCGUGUCAUACGCCAAGGCCACCCUUCCCGGGCUGUCGAGGUCCAUGCGGUGGCGCCGCUCGUCCGCGCCGGUGUCUUCCGAGGUGGAGCAGAAAGACCUCCUGGAGGCGGUGGUCGCGAGCCUCCCCGCGGACAAGGGCUCGGGGAGCGUGGUGACCGCGAAGUUCCUGUUCGCGCUGCUUCGGACGGCGCACAUCCUGCGCGCUUCCGACGCGGCGCGCGCGGCGAUCGAGCGGAAGGCCGCGACGCAGCUGGAACAGGCAACAGUGGAAGACGUGCUCAUCCCGAGCUACUCCGGCGCCGCGGAGACGCUCUACGACGUGGACUGCGUCGAGCGGGUGGUCAGGCACUUCCUGGCCGAGGAGGAGCUCGGCGAGGACGAGGCGUCGUCGUCAGCUGCAAUCGCCGAGGAGGAAGCGGCGGCGGCAACAUCGGCGUCGCGUCCGUCGGCCGUGGCAAUGGUGCAGGUGGGCAAGCUGGUGGACAACUACCUGGCAGAGGUCGCGUCCGACGCCAACCUGAAGCCCGCCAAAUUCUGCGAGCUCGCGCUGGCACUGCCGGACCACGCCCGCAUCUACGACGAUGGCGUCUACCGCGCCGUCGACAUCUACCUCAAGGCGCAUCCGCGGCUGACGGCGGAGGAGCGGGACAGGGUGUGCGGCGUGGUUGACUGCAGGAAGCUGACGGUGGAGGCGUGCACGCACGCGGCGCAGAACGAGCGGCUCCCGCUGCGCGCGGUGCUGCAGGUGCUCUUCUUCGAGCAGCUGCAGCUCCGCCGCGCCAUCGCUGGCACGCUCCUGGCGUCCACGGCUUCCCCGCGAGCGCGGCAUCCGCAGCGUCCGGCGGCCGCUCUGCGUCACGCGGCUGGCCCGAGCGAGACGUGGCGGGCAACGGCGGUGCAGGACAGCCAGGUGCUGCGGCUGGACAUGGACGGCAUGAGGAGCCGGGUGCAGGGCUUGGAGAGGGAGUGCUCCAGCAUGCGGAGGGCGAUCAAGAAGAUCGACGGCCGCAGCGGCGGCGGCGCGUCGCCCGGCAGCGGCAGCGGCAGCCCGGACGCGGACGCAGACGGCCCGGCGGGCUGGCGGUCGCGGUACGGGUGCAAGUUCAGCACGCAGGUGUGCGACUCGCAGGCGCGCGACGCGGUCGUGUCCAGGGCGUCCAGGAUGGGGAUGAGCCCAUGACGGAACCAUGCUGGUGUGCAGUGCAGUGCAGCGCAGGAUGAUCGGCGGCCAAUUCUCCCAUCCCGUUCGAACGCGACAUGUUUCAUGAUCCGAGAAGAGCUCGACGCUCGAGAUGAAAAUGGUUGAGAGGAUCCAUGUUGUCACGGCUAGCCAACAGAGAGAUCGAGCGCGGCAAAAUUUCUCACCCCUUGUCGUCUCGUCUGUGUGACGCACCCGAUUCGUGUGCCCUGAGCCUUGAGGGCGUGUGACCAUUGCCAGUUGCGUGGGCACUGGGCAGCAACCGGGGCUGUUUGUUCAUGUUCGUGCGUCCAUGUGUGCUGUCUCUGUACGAUAAUGCUUAGCUUGUGUGCGUUGUGCUUGUAUAAUUGGGGCCUUUGCAGGGUGGCGGUCUAUACGGCAUUUUGGUGUUACGUGAA